AUGAUUCCCCAAUUGGCAUUCUCAUUGCUACUGUCCAUAUUGGCCCCAUUAUUAUGGGCUGACUGUCCUACCGUAAUCACACGACAAGGGCCAGUUCAAGGAUCGAAAGAAUACACGAAGGAUGGGACCAUGAUCUAUCAAUUUCUUGGCAUUCCAUUUGCGCAGCCUCCGAUUGGGAGAUUGCGUUUUGAAGUGAGUUUUAGCGACGGCUCUGAUUUUGGUGAAGAUUGCCUGUAUUUAAAUGUAUGGACAAGCGAUCUAAAGGGCAACCUUCCCGUACUCAUCUUCAUCCAUGGAGGUGGUUUCCUUCAGGGUAGUGCUGCUCGGCAUCCUGGCAAACCAUUAAUGGAGGUAUAUGCCAGAAGAGGUAUUGUAAUGGUAACUAUCCAAUAUCGACUUGGACCCUUCGGGUUCCUAACCAAAAAUGAUUCGAGAAUCAGCCCCAAUCUCGGCCUAUGGGACCAGAAUCGCGCCCUGAAAUGGGUGAACGAAAAUAUUGAUCGAUUUGGAGGAGAUCCGAAGCGCGUGACAAUUUUUGGGGAAUCCGCUGGAUCAGUUUCUGUAUCUUAUCAAACAAUAUCUGAGCAUUCGAAAAAUCUCUUUUCGGCCGCCAUCGAAAUGAGCGGCUCAAUGCUAUGUGGUUUUGCAAAGGGCAAAAAUGUGGUGAAAUUCACGGAGGAAUACAUCAAGGCGCUUGGAUGCGGUGAUGCUAGGGAUUAUAAAGAAUGUCUACAAUCCAAGAGUGAGCACGAGUUUUUGAAUGUGAAAGCGGGAUGGGGUGAUAUUUGCGGCUUUUCUGAUCUGGAUUAUUUGGGGUUUGCACCAAUACCCGAUGGAGAUUUUUUGCCGCUUGACGUCGAAACGGCUAUCGAAACAGCCCCAAAAGUUCCCACACUAAUGGGAGUCAACCAAAAGGAAGGCCGAGCUUUCACCUUACAAGGUGAAUUCCCUUAUUCCAUGGCGCCAAGUUUUUAUAAAAUGGCAAACUCGAAAUAUUUGAAAGCGUAUAUCAAGGACUGGAUUACUAGCGGGGGGUAUUUGGAGCAUGAAAAAGAUGCGGCCGGCGAGGAUAUCUAUAAAUUUCUUUCGAUGGAUAACGAUAAUGAUACGGAUCACUUUUUCUGGAUUGAGCAGUAUGUGCUGAGCUAUUCGGAUUUUAUGAUGAAUAUUCCAAUCGUACGUGAGGCCGUGGCUCGAACAAAAAGUGGCAGUCCCGUUUGGGCUUUUACAUUUGAUCACUCAAACCCGGCACAAUGGCCAAAGGAUCAGCCCGUUCAAGGCUCAACCCACGCCGGCGAAUACCCAUGGACGCUAGAAAUGCAUCUAAACUUUAAUUACACCGCUGAAGACCUCGUAGUGAAAGAUGCUAUCCAAGAUUUGUUUGUGCAGUUUGUCAAGACUCGCGAUCCAAACAUUGACCGGCUGAAGUGGGACCCAUUUACCAUCGAAAAUUUUGAUUAUAUGAGUAUCUCGCCGAAAAGCGAAAUGAAAAAGGAUUGGUUCGGUUCCAACUAUCGCUUUUGGACAAACACCAUGAACAAAUACAGCUACGAUUUCAUCAGCGAACAAAAAUGGAAAUCG
Mesorhabditis spiculigera is the source of this 1581-nucleotide messenger RNA. The record is from the annotation of a GenBank genome assembly. NCBI's taxonomy places the organism in Eukaryota, Metazoa, Nematoda, Chromadorea, Rhabditida, Rhabditidae.